CCCCUGCUGCUGCUCCACGGCUGGCCCGGCUCCGUGCGCGAGUUCUACGAGGCGAUACCAAUCCUCACCGCCGUCAGCAAGGACAGGAACUUCGCCUUGGAACUCAUCGUGCCCAGUCUACCUGGAUACGGAUUCUCUGAUGCAGCUGUACGCCCAGGUCUUGGGGCUGCUCAGAUUGCCGUAGUCUGCAGAAACCUUAUGCAGCGUCUUGGAUUCAAGCGGUAUUACGUGCAAGGGGGCGACUGGGGUUCCGCCAUUGGAAGCAUCAUGGCCACUAUCUUCCCUCAGGAAGUCCUGGGCUUCCACGCCAACGUUGCCUUCAUUAUGAGCUCUACAGUAACAUUCUUGGAACUCCUGGGCUCCGUAUUUCCUUCACUGAUCGUCGAAUCUAAAUACGCAGACAGAAUGUAUCCCCUGGGGUCUAUGUAUGCUUACCUUCUUGAGGAGACAGGGUACAUGCAUAUUCAAUCCACCAAACCUGACACAGUCGGUAUCGCUUUAACAGACUCGCCAACUGGUCUACUCGCCUACAUCCUGGAGAAGUUCUCCACUUGGACCAACAAAGACUUCCGCUCCAAAGAGGACGGCAACCUCGGUUUUAGAUGGACUAAAGACCAGCUCCUGGAUAAUCUGAUGUUCUACUGGACUACUAAAUCGAUUACAACCUCCAUGAGGCUGUACUCUGAAACCUUGAACUCUAAGCACUUUGCUUUGCAGUUAGAUGAGAUCCCAACUCCAGUGCCAACAUGGGUAAUCCAAGCGAAGAACGAGAUAGCGUACUUGCCGCCUCUCAUGCUCAAGAUGAAGUUCCCGAACCUGGUGGGAGAGCGUGCGGUAGACGACGGUGGACACUUCCUCGCCUUCGAGCUGCCGAAACUCUUCGCUGAAGACGUGUUGACAGCUAUCCAGGAAUUCAGGAACCUGAAGAGUGCUAAGACUGAAUUCUAAUUUUACUAAUGACAUAAAUUAUGAUUACUAUAA
Messenger RNA from Manduca sexta (tobacco hornworm), 981 nucleotides. RefSeq names its product juvenile hormone epoxide hydrolase-like. Lineage: Eukaryota; Metazoa; Arthropoda; Insecta; Lepidoptera; Sphingidae. The record is from RefSeq and is a predicted model, not a curated record. Gene Ontology annotation, biological process: epoxide metabolic process. Gene Ontology annotation, molecular function: epoxide hydrolase activity.